Messenger RNA from Daldinia loculata, 1231 nucleotides. RefSeq names its product NAD(P)-binding protein. The record is from RefSeq and is a predicted model, not a curated record. The transcript is spliced from 4 exons. Lineage: Eukaryota; Fungi; Ascomycota; Sordariomycetes; Xylariales; Hypoxylaceae. Bases 241 to 984 code for a protein of 247 amino acids.
AUAGGCGGGCGUACGGCAAUUUGCCCAGUUAGCACGGCAGUUCAAUUCCGACGGAACACCCGGUCGCCGAGUGCGGGAUCGUUUAAUUAAUAACUUGCUACGACUUCAAGAGAAUACAUAUAAGGUAGUGUUCUCCCAAGCGAAAGCCAAUUUACAAAAAAAAAGAAUAUUAUAAAGAGGGGACAGACCAAGAAGCGAUAUAUAUAACCUUUUCACCAUCAGAAGACACUGAAAUUCGCAAUGUCCGUUGCACUAAUUACAGCGGGGAGCGCCGGGCUUGGAGCCGCGGCAGCCCGGGUCUUCGCGAAGAACGGCUUCCGAGUCGUCGUGAACUACGCCAACAACGAAGAAAGGGCUAAUAAGCUCUUGGAAGAAUUACCAUCCCUAUCUACUCUGCCGGGCGAUAAUUUCGUCACUAUCAAGGCUGAUCUGGGUAGCCGGGAUGAUAUCAACCGUCUUAUCAAGGAAACUGUCGAUAGAUUUGGUAGACUAGAUGUCAUAUUCUCUAAUGGCGGCUGGACUCGUUUCCGCGGGAUGGAUAGCAUUGACGACAAUGCAUACGAGGAAGAAUGGGAUCGUGCCUUUAAUAUGAAUGUAAAAUCCCACCUAUGGCUGAUGCAGGCGGCCAAGAAGUAUCUUGACGAAACCGAGGGCGCUUUCAUUACCACGGCGUCUAUUGCUGGUGUGAUCCCAAGCGGUAGUUCUCUGGCAUAUUCCGCUACCAAGGCGGCACAAAUCCAUCUGGUGAAAGCGCUUGCGAUCAUGGCUGCCCCCAAGAUUAGAGUCAAUACCGUCUCCCCUGGGCUAUUGCUAACGGAAUGGGCAACCCGCUUUUCAGACGAGCAGAAAGCAGCCCAUCUACAAAAGACCAAGCUCAAGCGCUUCGUUAGCGUCGAGGAUGUCGCCGAGCAAGUAUUUACUUUUGCAAAGAGCAAGAGUACGACAGGUAUCAACAUUGUGAUGGAUUCGGGGUUUAUUCUGUGAUCUCGUCACGGUGUAUGUGGUGUAUGUGCUGGUUCUGCCUAGCAAAGGCGAACAUGGCGAACAUGGCCUACUUGUACUUGGUGGGUACUUAGACACUCGCCCGUAGACUGAUAAAUAUAAAGUGUAAACUUAGUGAACAAGCGCAGUUGAUCAUGUGGAAUAAACGUGUAGUCUGAGUUGCGUGUGGCUUUUAGAAUAAAUCAUGUAUAAAUUAGCUGAGACCAAUGAGAUGGAGAUGGAAGCAAAC